CUACUUAUCCAGUCUAGACUACGUCGCGAACCAUUUACAAUCUGUCAUCCUCCCAACCUCCGCCUGAUUAGCAUAUAGUUAUUCCUUGUUCCACUGAAAAGCUGCACGUGUUCGAGACGAAGCAGACAGAAUUUGUUCGCCCAAUACAGCUAUGUUUAGGCGCAUGAGACAGACCGAGCCCGACAGGCUCUCAAUAAGACUAAGCAAAACACUUGAACCGUUCAAUGUGGCUCCUUGGGGAGCGCUUGCAAUGUGGUAUCUGGGCGUUCUUAUCGCUGUUGGGGCCCCCAUGAUCGUGGUGCAGGACGACGAAUACACAGCCGCCAUUGAAAGGCUUGAAAGCGCAGGGUUCUGCCGAAGUGUCCCAAAUCGUGUCCCUCCUCCGGAAAUUAUGGAGAACCAUCCAGAUCCACAGCAGAUGUUGGAGGAAAUAAAUGCUGGCUACAACCGCUUGGAUCGGUCUUGUGCAGUAUUCGAUUAUCCAGAUGGUGAUCCAGCAGAAAAGAGCUUGCAGCUUUACUUGUUCCCGAACUCCUUUGCGCACCUUUUUCAAGAAGAUACUCUCCCCUCUUCGAGCAAAAGAAGAGAACUAGCACCAACAGAACGAUAUAAAACCUACGGCAAUCUUCACUACCCAUUGGAAGGGGCGCUAGUGGAAAGCUUUGUCAGGUCUGCGAUUGAUGAAGGAACAGAGACAGCUUUUUCUGCGUGGGGCGAGACACUGAGGUCCUGGAUAUCUCUGAUGACAGGAUACUUAGAGGUUGACAAUGAUGUCCUUGAUAAUUGUCCGGAUGGACAGGCAGUCGAAUGGUAUAGCCACAACUUUGGUCGAAUCCGUGAGGCGAAUUUCGGUCCCAUUGACCGACGCAUUUCAAAGCGUCUCGGCUUAGGAAGAGAUAUGCCGAUAGAUAUGAGGGGGAAUCCUAUUCAACAGUGAUUUUCAUUCAGCUACAGCUACGUAGUGUUGUCUUUCCAGAAAACCAUCUCAGCAAAUCAAUUCAUAACAUCUACCAAACAUGUGACCAAACCAGAAUAACCCUCCAGUGUUCGAUACAAACUGUGCUUUCGUGCCUCAUCAGCGGUCGCUGGUAGCAAGUUUCAGUAAUACCGGCAGGUCCUCUUUGAUGUGCCAGAGGGCCAGCGCAUAUAGCCUAUGACCU
This is a messenger RNA of Paecilomyces variotii, 1160 nucleotides long. RefSeq lists its product as hypothetical. The transcript is spliced from 2 exons. Lineage: Eukaryota; Fungi; Ascomycota; Eurotiomycetes; Eurotiales; Thermoascaceae. The coding region runs from base 152 to 937 and encodes 261 amino acids. The record is from RefSeq and is a predicted model, not a curated record.